Exaiptasia diaphana is the source of this 2142-nucleotide messenger RNA. RefSeq names its product platelet glycoprotein 4. Gene Ontology annotation, molecular function: scavenger receptor activity. Lineage: Eukaryota; Metazoa; Cnidaria; Anthozoa; Actiniaria; Aiptasiidae. Bases 271 to 1824 code for a protein of 517 amino acids. Gene Ontology annotation, cellular component: cytoplasm; membrane. The transcript has 2 exons. The record is from RefSeq and is a predicted model, not a curated record.
UCUCUAGUUCUUGUGCGGGAUCGUCUCGUGUAGAAAGUCCGAGUUCAUACAGGAAACUGUGGAAAGAAGAUACUCUAUUUGAAAUACGUUCUUUUGUGCRUAUCUUUGCAGUGAAAAUCAAAAGUUAGAUCGCUAAUGGUUCCUGCAAGGCUGGAAGGAAACUGAAAAAUUGCAUCACAAAAGACGGUUCCGCUGUCACGAACUUACAUAACAUGUCACGCAAAGCGAUGUGAAAAAAACUCUGAUAUCUAACAUUGCAGUUUAUACGAAAUGGCGGYGACAGAAAAAGAUACUAGCUGUAUUCAUGGUGGCAAAAAAAUAGCAGUGAUUUUCACUGUAGGAAUCCUGUUGAUUUUGGCUKGCGUUACCUGUUAUCCAUUGAUAGAUUCACUCAUUCAGAAUAAAAUCAAUUCUCAGCUUGUUCUAAGCCCGACUUCAAACGCAUUAAAAGAGUGGAAAUCGCCUGAUGUACCCAUUUACUUACAGUUCUUYCUUUUCAAUGUUGAAAAUAAAGACGAGGUAAAAAAUGGAGGAAAGCCKUAUGUCAUCCAGAAAGGACCUUAUUCCUACAAAGAGCAUAGGCUUAAAGAGAAUGUAACUUGGCAUAACGAGAAUGCCACUGUGAGCUAUAAUGAACGACAGUGGUUUGUAUUUGAUGUGGCGACUUCUUGUAAUGGAUGUGAUCCUUUCAAAGAUCAAAUUACAAACCUCAAUAUUCCAGUCAUGACACUUGCUGAUGUCAUCAAUAAAUAUCCAGACAUAUUAAAAUGGAAGGAGUUUGUUGAUUUCAUUCUACGAGUUAGCAAAGAAGAUAUUUUUCAAACCAGAACUGUCCAAGAAUUAAUUUGGGGAUACCAAGACCCAUUGCUUAAAGAAUACGAAAAAUUGAAAAGCAAAUUUCCCCUUAAGUUCUUCAAUCUUCCUGAUGUGAAUCCAACCAUUGCGUUACAACAGAAUGACACAUUMCAGGGGGUUACAGCUGUGCAUACAGGUGCCCAGGAUAUUAAUUUGAUUGAGAAAUGGAAAAGCUGGAAAGGAAAUACUGAUGUUGGGGUAUGGAAUACCUCAUAUGCCAAUAUGUUGAAUGGAAGUGAUGGCUCCCAGUUUCCACCACAGCAGAACAAAAACAGUAUUUUGUAUGUCUUUGUCACACAGCUUUGCCGCUCAUUAUAUUUGACUUAUGACAGUUCAUCUAAAGUCCAUGGAAUUGAUACUUUGAUAUUUACAACUCCAAAGGAGGUGUUUCUCAAUGCAACUCUCAAUCCUGAUAAUAAAGCAUUCUGUACAAAAAAAUGCUACCCUUCUGGUAUUCUAGACGUUGGGGUUUGCCAGAAAGUAUCAUUGCCCUUACCUAUUUUUGUUUCUGCACCUCAUUUCUACCAAGGUGCUAAGUCUCUCACUGAUAAUGUCUAUGGUCUUUCACCGAAUAAGGAAGAGCAUGGUACAAUACUUCAGGUAGAGCCCCACCUGGGACUGCCAUUAAAGAGUGCCAAACGUCUCCAAAUCAAUAUCUUAAUGGGGCCAGUGAAGCACAUUGGGGAAACUGAGAACCUCAGGAAGUUGUUUCUUCCUGUCAUGUACAUCAAUGAGACGGCAACAAUWACCAGCAGCCAAGCAAAGAUGAUAAAAGAAAAAGUCUUGAYMCCAAUUACUGUGGCACACUACAUUGAAUUAGCAUCCAUCAUUCUUGGAACAGUCUUGAUUAUUAUCCCAUUGAUSUUGCUAGUGCUUCUUAUCAAUAGGAAUCGAAAACUUAAAGCAAUUAAGACAAUGUUGACUCCAGCUGUUCCUACUGAGAAUUCUCCACUAAUAGUAAGCACAUAGUGUCAUGUGACUGUAUCAAUACAGCAUAGGAUUUGUAGGACGACCAUAAUCCAUAAUAUGGUCAGCAUAAUGUAUUAUUAUAUUAUAUACAGUCAACUCUUGCUAUUUAGUGUCCACAGUAGGAAGAUUCCGUAGUAACUAGUUUACUUUCAGUCAUUUCUUUGUAUUUUUUUGCCGGGGAUUCARUAUUUUACUGUCCGCAAUAUUGAGGUGUCUGUCAUAGUGGGGUGUCCUUAAGGCGAGAGUUGACUGUAUAUGUGAUAUGUAUUAAACUUACAAAUAAUGAAAAUGAAUGAAUGAGUGGGAUUUCCUUUUACA